Messenger RNA from Ilyonectria robusta, 1116 nucleotides. RefSeq names its product mitochondrial import receptor subunit tom-22. The transcript is spliced from 2 exons. The coding region runs from base 317 to 778 and encodes 153 amino acids. Gene Ontology annotation, cellular component: mitochondrial outer membrane. Lineage: Eukaryota; Fungi; Ascomycota; Sordariomycetes; Hypocreales; Nectriaceae. The record is from RefSeq and is a predicted model, not a curated record. Gene Ontology annotation, biological process: intracellular protein transport.
CGAUAGCAUCGUGACGCCGACGACAGCUUAACCACUUAACCUCGAGAAUCGCCCUCUUCAUCGGCAUUCUUCGCCCGCUCCCAUAUCCUUGCAUCGCGACUCCUAUUCGACACAUUUACUGCUUCACUCGCCCGCCUUAAGCCGAACUCGCCGGCCCCCACCUCCCUCGGCCAUCUCCAAGACGAAAAGUCGCCCUUCGAGCUCCAUUCCUCCCGACCUUGAAGACAGAAAUCGCUCUUGUUCGUCAACUCUCUAACGACCGUUUCUACGACCAAUAAUUACCAUAUUUCGCCCCGCCCACCUCUAAACCGCCAUCAUGGUUAUCCUUACCGAGGUCGAGGACGAGCACUUCCAGUCCACCCAGGCUGGUCCUGAGGUCGAUGACGACGACUACACCGAUACUGAAUCCGAGAUCUCUAACGAGUCCGAGUACGACCCCUCAGAUGAGACCCUCGCCGAGCGAUUAUAUGCUCUCCGCGAUAUCGUCCCCCCCACCACCCGGUCCUGGAUCUCUAGCCGUGUCAACGCCGUCACCAGCACCGCCUGGAACAUCGUUUCCUUCAGCGGCAAGGGUGCCUGGGUCAUCACCACCUCGGCCCUCUUCUUCGGUGUCCCAUUCGCCCUCUCAUUCGCCGAGGACCAGCAGCUCACUGCUAUGGAGCAGGAGUACAACAUGCGACAGACGGGUGGUGAGCUCCUGACUGCCGGUGCUGAGGGCAACACUGCCGAGAAGGUUGGCGCCGCACUUGGCGACAACCAGGCCCGACCUUCGUUGUAAGAUGGAAACAGCAUAUAAAAAUUGCCUCCCACACUGGAGGCUGUUAUGACCCCGCCCCAAGUGGACGUGGUAAUUGUUGGGCCGAGUAGUGAGCCCAUUUUUGUACAAUAUUCGGAAAUGGCGCAUAUAGCCAAUGGCCCCUUUGAUGAAUGCACUGGGCUGGACUGGGAGGGGCGAAAUGCGGAUGCAUGCAUACCUAUAUGAUGUAAAGUUUAGGACGGGGACAGACAAGUAAUGGCUGCGAUCUCAUCUCUGGGGAAGGUGGCUUCACAUGUAUUUUGUCACACUAAGACUUUCUAUUUUCUGACGCCAUACAAUGUGAUCUCAUUACCUAUUAA